AUGACCACACCUAAGACCACUGCCACCACCUCAGGGACCACCACCACCUUCCCAGAGCCCACCACGACCUCAUGGCCCAGCACCAGCUCCUCAGGGACCACCCCAACCUCCUCAGAGACCACCACAACCACCACAGGGACCUCCACGACGUCCUCAGGGACCACCACGACCACACCUAAGACCACCAUGACCACAACAGUGACCACCAUGACCUCAGGGACCUCCACAACCUCCUCAGGGACCACCACGAGCACUCCAGAGGCCACCACGAGCACCCCGGAGACCUCCACGACCAUGUCAGGGACCACCGUGAUCUCCACGACCACCCCGAGCACCCCGGAGACCUCCACGACCUCAGGGACCACCAUGAACCCACCACUGACCACCACGACCACCUCAGGGACCACCUCGACCACCUCGGGGACCUCCACAACCUCAAGGACCUCCACAAUCACCUCAGGGACCACCACGAUGACAUCAGUGUCCACCACGAGCGCCUCAGAGACCACUCCAACCACCCCAGGGACCUCCACGACCUCAGAGACCUCCACGACCUCUCCAGAGACCUCCACGACCUCCUCAGGGUCCACCAUGACCACCCCAGUGACCUCCACGACCACCUCAGAGACCACCACGACCACCCCAGCAACCUCCACCACCUCCCCAGAGACCACCACCGCCUCCUCAGGGUCCACCACGGCCUCCUCAGUGACCUCCACAACCUUCCCAGAGCCCACCACGACCUCAGGGACCUCCACGACCCCUCCAGAGACCUCCACGACCUCCUCAGGGACCACCAUGACAACUGCUAAGACCACCACGACCAACCCAGAGAUCUCCACGACCACCUCAGGGACCUCCACAUCCUCAGGGACCUCCACGACCACCCCAGUGAUGACACCAACCCCCUCAGAGACCUCCACGACCUUUACAACCACCACGACCACCCCAGUGACCACCACCACCACCGCAGAGGCCACCAGGACCUCAAGGACCUCCACGACCCCUCCAGAGACCUCCACGACCAUCUCAGUGACCUCCACAACCUCUCCAGUGACCACGACAUCCACACCAGGGACCACCACGACCACCCUGGUGACCACCACGAUCUCAGAGCCCACCACGACCACCCCGGUGAGCACCUCAACCACCUCAGGGACCUCUGUGGCCACCCCAGAGACCACCAGCACCUCAGAGGCCACUCCAACCACCCCAGUGACCACCACCACCUCCUCAGGGACCUCCACGACCACCUCAGAGACCACAACGACCACCCCAGGGAUCUCCACAACCCUUCCAGGGACCACCACGACCACUCCAGAGAUCUCCACGACCUCCUCAGCAUCUACCGCGACCACUCCCAAGACCUCCACGACCAUCUCGGUGACCUCCACAACCUCUCCAGUGACCACGACAUCCACACCAGGGACCACCACGACCACCCCGGUGACCACCACAACCUUCCCAGGGACCACCUCAAGCACCUCAGGGACCUCUGUGGCCACCCCAGGGACCACCACCACCUCCUCAGGGACCACCACGACCUCAGGGACCUCCACAACCCCUCCAGAGACCUCCAAAACCUCCUCAGGGACCACCAUGACCACCCCGGGGACCUCCACGACCACCCCGGGGACCUCCACAUCCACCUCCUGGACCACCUCAACCCCCUCUGGGACCACCGCCACCUCCUCAGGCUCCACCACGACCAACCCAGGGACCUUCACGACUUCCCCAGAGACCAUCACGGCCUCAGGGACCUCCACGACAUCCUCAGGGUUCACCACGACCACCUCAGGGACCUCCACAACUGCACCAGGGACCUCCACGAUCUCAGUGACCACUACAACCAUCCCAGAGACCACCACCACCACCUCAGGAUCCACCACAACCACCCCUAAGACCACCAUGACCACCUCGGGGACCUUCACCACCACCUCAGGGACCUCCACGACUUUCCCAGAGACCACCACGACCUCAGAGCCCGCCACAACCACCUCGGGGACCUCCACGACCUCCUCAGGGUCCACCACGACCACCCCAGAGAUCACCACGACCACCUCGUGGACAACCUCGCCCACCUCAGGGACCUCUGUGGUCACCCCAGAGACCACCCCAACCACCCCAGGGACCACCACGACCUCAGGGACAACCACGACCAUCUCAGAGACCUCCACAACCAUCUCAGGGAGCUCCACCACCUCCUCAGGGUCCACCAUGACCACCUCAGGGACCUCCACAGCCACACCAGAGACCCCAAAGACCACCUCAGGGACCACCAUGACCUCAAUGACCUCCACGACCUUGCCAAUGACCACCACCUCCUCCUCAGGGUCCACCACGACCUCCUCAGUGACCUCCAUGACCACAGCCCACCACCACCUCAGUGACCUCCACAACCAUCCCAGAGACCACCACGACCACACCAGAGACGCCCACAACCACCUCAGCGUCCACCACGACCACCCCAGGGACCUCCACGACCACAUCAAGGACACCCACAACGACCUCAGGGCCCACCACAACCUCCUCAUGGACCACCCCGACCACCUCAGGUACCUCCACAACCUCCUCUGGGCCCACCACAACCACCUCAGGAUCCACCACGAGCACCUCUGGGACCUCCACAACCACCACUGGGACAACCACGGCCACCCCAAAGACCACCACGACCUCAGGGCCCACCACAACCUCCUCAUGGACCACCCCGACCACCUCCUGGACCACCCCGACCACCUCAGGUACCUCCACGACCUCCUCAGGGCCCACCACAACCUCACGGACAACCACGGUGCUGACCUCCACCACCUCCACCACGGCUCCUCCUCCACCAGGUGA
Messenger RNA from Melozone crissalis (California towhee), 2838 nucleotides. Its product is annotated as mucin-5AC-like. NCBI's taxonomy places the organism in Eukaryota, Metazoa, Chordata, Aves, Passeriformes, Passerellidae. The coding region runs from base 1 to 2838 and encodes 945 amino acids. The transcript has 2 exons. The record is from RefSeq and is a predicted model, not a curated record.